Echinops telfairi (small Madagascar hedgehog) is the source of this 1778-nucleotide messenger RNA. It is a transcript of the gene SERPINE2, whose product is annotated as serpin family E member 2. The transcript is spliced from 8 exons. Gene Ontology annotation, biological process: negative regulation of endopeptidase activity; negative regulation of plasminogen activation. Gene Ontology annotation, molecular function: serine-type endopeptidase inhibitor activity. Bases 23 to 1216 code for a protein of 397 amino acids. The record is from RefSeq and is a predicted model, not a curated record. Lineage: Eukaryota; Metazoa; Chordata; Mammalia; Afrosoricida; Tenrecidae.
AUCGCUCUCGCGGGAAGGAACCAUGGAUUGGCAUUUCCUGCUCUCCCUCUUGGCCACAGCGACUCUGCCCCUGGCCUGCACCCCAUUCAACCCCCUGUCUCUGGAGGAGCUCAGCUCCAACACGGGAAUCCAGGUUUUCAAUCAGAUCAUCAAGUCCCGGCCUCAUGAGAACGUUGUCAUUUCCCCCCAUGGGAUCGCCUCGGUCCUGGGGAUGCUUCAGCUGGGGGCGGACGGCAGGACGAAGAAGCAGCUCACCACGAUGAUGCGCUACGGCGUCAACCGAGUCGGGAAAGUGUUGAAGAAGAUCAACAAGGCCAUCGUCUCCAAGAAGAAUAAGGACAUCGUGACCGUGGCCAACGCGGUGUUUGUGAAGAAUGGCUUUAAGCUGGAAGUACCCUUUGUGACGAGGAACAAAGAUGUCUUUCAGUGUGAAGUCCGGAAUGUGACCUUCCAGGAUCCAGCCUCCGCCUGUGACUCCAUCAAUAUGUGGGUGAAAAAUGAGACCAGGGGUAUGAUCGACAGCAUCCUCUCCCCAAACAUGCUCUCUGGUGGGCUCACCAGGCUGGUCCUCGUCAACGCCAUAUACUUUAAGGGUUUGUGGAAAUCACGGUUCCAACCCGAGAACACAAAGAAGCGAACGUUUCUGGCUGCUGAUGGCAUGACCUACCAGGUGCCCAUGCUGGCCCAGCUCUCUGUGUUCCGCAGCGGGUCCACAAGCACCCCCAACGACGUGUGGUACAACUUCAUCGAGCUGCCCUACCACGGAGAGAGCAUCAGCAUGCUGAUUGCGCUGCCGACUGAAAGCUCAACGCCCCUGUCGGCCAUCAUCCCCCACAUCAGCACCAAGACCAUCGACAGCUGGAUGAGCAUCAUGGUGCCCAAGAGGGUGCAGGUGGUCUUGCCCAAGUUCACAGCUGAAGCCCAAACAGAUUUGAAGGAGCCGCUGAAAGUUCUUGGUAUUACCGAUAUGUUUGAACCAUCAAAGGCGAAUUUUGCAAAAAUAACAAGGUCGGAAGGCCUCCACGUGUCUCACAUCUUGCAAAAAGCGAAAAUUGAAGUCAGCGAAGAUGGAACCAAAGCUUCAGCAGUGACCACUGCCGUUCUGAUUGCACGGUCCUCGCCGCCCUGGUUUAUCGUCGACAGGCCUUUUCUCUUUUUCAUCCGACAUAACCCUACAGGUGCUAUCUUGUUCAUGGGGCAGAUCAACAAACCCUGAAGCGGAGGUGGAAGAAAACACCCCAAGCGAAGGCGGCUUGGCUACGAAGACACCUUUCCUCGUUCUGUUUCCUGUCUGGGUACAUCGCUUCCUUCUUCAAAACCAGUUCUUAGGAACAGAGACUCCGUGACACUGGCAUUUCUGUUCUGGGAUGUGUUUUGCGGGGAAAGCAGGCCAAGAGGGCUGGAAUGCUGUUCUGAGAAAUGAAUAGAACAAUUUCGCAAUGUCUCAAAGAUCCUUUCAACUACUGUAUGGCGAUGUAGGUUAACAACCCUCUUGAGUAUCGACCGUCCAGUUCAGGAUGUUUAUUUUGUUUUUAUGUGCGGCUUCCCAGAACAAAUUUAAUCAGUGUGGCAGGAAAUAAAAAACACAUUUUAUGGUAGCUUCAAUGUUUUUAUGGAAGAAAUAUAUUAUUUGCCUUAAAAAAAGUUUUGUUUUGGGUUUUCUUUGCCCCCUCCAAACCCGUGAUAGUAUGUGUUGUUUUGCAGAUCAAAGCCUCUCACUUCUGUGGUCGUCGUUUUAUAUAUGUCUAUAUCCACUAAAAUAAAAUAUCAAACACUAA